Photinus pyralis (common eastern firefly) is the source of this 2597-nucleotide messenger RNA. RefSeq lists its product as uncharacterized. Bases 169 to 2232 code for a protein of 687 amino acids. Gene Ontology annotation, molecular function: calcium ion binding. NCBI's taxonomy places the organism in Eukaryota, Metazoa, Arthropoda, Insecta, Coleoptera, Lampyridae. The transcript has 8 exons. Gene Ontology annotation, cellular component: plasma membrane. The record is from RefSeq and is a predicted model, not a curated record.
AUGAGGCACGUUAGAUUUUCGAGGAUUUUGAGUAAUGUCCACGUACGCUGUCGCAUUAUUCAUUGAACCGGAGCAAAAAUGCGCCUCAUAUUUUUGGAAACUAUUGUUUGAGCGGAUUUUUCAAAAUUAUUUCAAAAAUUCGUGUAAGUGUGAUUUCAAAUUGGAGAAAUGGAUAGUGUUAUAAUGACGUCCCCCGGUAACAGUACUCGUAUUAAGUCACGUUUGCGUAAUGCAGCUGCAAAUUUUUUGGCGCGAAAUUCCAAAAACCAUCGCCAAUUCAACAACCUUAAGCACAACGUUAUCAAUAACAAUAAAAACAAUCGCAUUAUAAACGCGAGAGUAAAACACAACGGCAACCUCAAACAUGUUAAUAAUUACAAAUGUAGUGGUAUCAACGGAAACCACAAAAGUAGCAGUUGCGUGAAUAAAAAUGUAAACAACGUCCCUACCGCCGACACCACCACCACCAAUGCCAAUAAUCUCAGCAACCACCUCGCACGUCAAGGAAGUUUUGCAAGGGAAGUGUACAAUACCAUUGGCGACAGAUUAGGGCACACGUCUCACAUUCCUGGGGAUUCGGUCCAAACUCUUUUCAAUGACAUGCAUCUUUAUCCGUCCAAAUCUCAAGCUUUUUUGGUGUCAGUUUCAGAAAUGCUACAAUGUGCAAGGCAAUGUGGACGACGAAACGGUACAACUUCCUUCUUAACUUUUGGAGAAUUUUGUGUGUUUGCGAGAGAAAUGCAAAGGCCAAAAUCACAUAGAAGAUCACCUCAGAAGUCUCCAAAUGCAAACUGUGCAAGAAAUUGUGAAGUGUUCUUAGGCGGUUCGUGUAAUCCAACAACAUGGCGAAUCGAGACGGCGAUACCUGAACUUCAAAAACACGGUAUAACGUAUUACAAUCCGCAAAAAUCGAUAUGGGGACCUGAGUUAGUCGCAGAAGAGCACGACGCGAAACAGUCUGCUUCUGUAUUAUUGUUUGUGCUCGAUAGUCAAACACGUAGCGUAGCUGGCAUGAUUGAGGUGGCUUAUUUAGUUGCAUCGGAUCGUUGUGUUGUGGUUGUUGCUCAUCCUUACCAACUUGGACAGAGCAUAAUGGGUGAGGAACUGUCUUAUAGAUUGACUUCUAGGGAGUAUGAUGAUCUGGUUAGCGGUCAGAUGACGCUAUUGUCGUUAUUACGUAAUCAAGGUGUAAAGGUACAUUCGAAUUUAACAUCGGCACUACAAAAGACCACAAGCAUAUUAAAGUAUUCUUAUAACUUGGCCGAAGAGCAGGUUACUAGUAAAUUAAGGAAAUUAAGAGAAGUGUUUGAUUCGUACAAUGUCGAUGCAACGGGGAAGCUACAUUUAAAUGAUGUUUUAGAUGCGUAUUAUCGAUUAACUAAUAAGACGUUGCAAAUUGCCGAAUUGUAUAGCUAUUUAAGCAGUUCUAAUAUUGAGGCGAGUAAAAUGAAAAUCUCAUUCGAAGAAUUCUGUUCUUUGGUGGCAGAGUUUAGUAGCGACGGUUGCAACACGAUCACUGAUGGUAGAAUACUUAAUUUGUUAUAUUGGAGAAGUACACUUUUGAAGACGAGACAUUUACUUAGAUUGUUUGUUAUUCAACCUCUAAAUUCUGCUAUAGAUUGGGCAAGUCAGCCGGUGCAACGUCAAUGUUCAACAAACAACAAUACUCACUGUGAUAUGAUGACGGAUCAUAAAACUUGUAAUGGAUUACAAGACGAUCGCGUUCUUAAAGGGUUUGUAAGUGAUGUUUAUUUGGGAGGCUCGUGUUCGCCGCAGGCUACGUGGCGCGAAACAGUCGCAAUUCCUCUUUUAAAAAAACACGGAUUAACAUAUUACAAUCCGGCAAUAAGAGAAACGAAUGCGGACAAUGAGAAAGAUCCGACAAAUGGCACGUACUUCAACAAGGAAAUAUCCCUCAAGCUUGAGAAUUGGAACAAGUCGAUAGAGAGUAGCAAAGUAGUAUUAUUUGUAGUAACGAAUGACACCAGGUCAUUAACUACAAUGAUACUUGCCGCCCAUUAUAUGGGUUUGAGUUGGCCUAAUUUAAUUUUGUGCAUACAGUCGUUACCAACUACAUGCGACGGACACGAGCAGUUAACCACUCAAGCGAUUAAAGACUAUAACAGAGGUCGCGUUUAUUUAUCAGAUCUUGCGAAGCGUAAACAAAUUCCAGUAUUCGAAAACAUCACUGAAGCUGUACAACGUGCAAUUAGUCAAUGUCGGGGAAGGUAGAAUAUUGCCUGUUAUUAUUAUUAUUAUUAUAAAUGUUUGUUAAUGACCAAUUUCAUUACCAUGCUCUCUUCGUCAUUUCUCGCAAACAUCACAGUAUUUAUUUUAAAAAUAUGCGAAAAAUUUUAUAUAUUUGUAAUUAUUCUUAUAAUAUUUGGACAAAUAUUUCACCGCUUUAGAACAAUAAUAGCGACCCCGUACCACUACUUUAUAUUUGUCAUUUAUGCUUUGUUACGAUUUUAUAGAAACCAGUAUUAGACCUGUUAAAAUUUCAAUUUGCUGCACGUGUCUUACUUUUCUCAUCACAUUUAGGUUAUGAAGAAUAUUCAGUGCGGCAUGGAUUGCUGCGAGUGGUGGUAGCUAUUAUU